CCUCAUGAAAUACAUAUCUAACAAUCAGUCAUCCAUGCGGCUGCCUUUCUUCCCUCCAGUUUGUUUAAUACCUCGUCUUUCACUGUCGGAGUCAGAAGUUUCUGAACAGUGACAAACGAAGCUUCGUCAUUUUCAUUUUUCAAUUUUUCAUUUCCAUUUUCAAAAAAUUGUCAGUUUAUUGUCCUGCCCCUUGCCAAUUGUCACUUUACUCAUGGUUUCCUCCCCUUUGAUUGAUAGCUGAAUUAUUGAGUACAAAAUGAUAAUGGAGUCAGCAUUUCCCUCCUCGUCUUCGUCAUCUCCAUCGUCAUCGUUAGUCAGGGGGGAAGGGGGGCGUGGAAGGCAAAUUCCUGUAGUGAUGGGAAGCUCAAUCUCCGUUACAGAAAUACCUUCCAGUCCAGUCGUAAAGUUGACAAGCAGUCGGGCAAAAAUGGUCGAUGAUGCCGCCACCCCGUCGUGUCGUGCUCCAGUCGUGGAAGAGGAGAAAAAUACGGCGACUGAUCAAGGUCAAGGUCGAGGUCAAAACGGUUGCUCACUUCUUGAGACUGCGGGAAAUUAUAGAAAUAUUACUACUAUCGUCUCGCGGAGGAGGCGCUUGGAUGCAGAUAGGGUAAACAAUGACGCGAAUGAUGGAGAAAUAUUUCCUCAAUAUGAUGGUCCUGUGAAGAAAGAAGCGCUUAGAGGGGACAACCUGCUGGAUGGCGGAUAUAAUAACGACACUGGAGAGGUGAAGCCGAUGAAUGCAUUUGGAAGCUACUAUAAAAUUGAAAAAUUAGGAUCGGGGUCAUUUGGUGUUGUCUUUAAAGGGAUUAAUGUAGAUACAAAUGAGGCAGUUGCAAUCAAAAAGGAAUUUUCUGCCAUGAAAUUUGCCACUGUUGCAAGAGAGAGUCAAAUUCUCAAAGAGCUUCAGGGUUUGCUGGGAAUACCGAAAUGGAUAAACUUUGGGUGUAAUGGAACUGACACCAUUUUGAUGAUGGAAUUAUUAGGACCCUCACUCAAGGACUUGCUGACUGUUUGUGGAGGAAAGAUGUCUAUUAAAACUGUACACAUGCUGGCGAUUCAACUUUUGUCCUGCUUGGAAGGAAUUCAUUAUCGGAACGUCAUUCACAGGGAUAUCAAGCCCUCAAAUAUCGUGAUUGGGGUUGGCGAAUCUUCAAUUUAUCCGUACCUUAUUGAUUUUGGGCUUGCAAAAAAUUUUCGCCAUCCAGUCACACUUGAACAUAUUCCACCACAAAAUCACAAGUCCAAGUCUAUUGUUGGAACUAUGAGGUUUGCAUCGAUUGCUAGCCACCGUGGUGAUGAGCUGGGACGAAAGGACGAUUUGGAGAGUCUGGUAUAUACCCUCAUCUACUUGUUGAAAGGUUGUCUUCCGUGGCAAACUUUGGGUAGUACGAACUCUAAAUCGAAUCAAGCGAUCUUAGAAAUGAAGUCACAAAUGUUACUGUCUGACCUUUGUCCCGAUUUGCCAAUGGUUUUUUUAAAAUUACUUAUUUAUACUAAAACUCUCAAGAUGGAAGAUCUACCUGACUAUUCAUAUCUGAAGCAAAUAUUUAUCCGUUCUAUGAAAGAUUGGAAAAUUUCAUUUGACUAUAAUUACGACUGGGUGAAUGGUACAAGCUCCUCGGCGACUCAUUCAAACAAUAAUGAUUAUCAUUUCAUACAUCCAUCUACUAUGGUUCCAUCGACCAUCGAAACACUACAGAAUGCUGCUACAUUCUUGUCACCCCCCUUUAAUGACUGGAAAAGGCAGUAUGAACUCUAUGGUGCAAAUACCAUGCAACCCCCCAUUCGCCGUGCUGAACCAGAAAAAACCUACAGAAGCAGCUAUCCCUCUGCCAAUUCGGGCUACCUAUGUCCCCCAGGAUUCCGGCCCUAUGAUGCAUUCAAUCGCAACCAUAAACAGCUCUCUCUAAAUACACAUUCUGAUCUCACAAGAAGUUUCUCGCAGUCGCCACGAGCGUGCACCCCUCCGAAUUCAACUCCUCUUGGUCCGUUCAAUGCAUCUCCCGGUUGCUAUUGCACAGACAAUCCUGAUGCUCAGAAGUGUCGCCAAUGCUGCAUUCGAACACAAAAGUAUUUAUCUUAGAACUAGUCGACCCUUUAGUCUCUUGAGAUUGUAAAUGGUUUAAAAGUUAACGCCUUAGCUUUAACUUAAAUGUUAUUCUAAUUUGAAAUUUUAUAUUAAGAUGUACAUAGACUUUUUCUUUGAACGAAAUCCUGUAUUUAGUAACUCCUAAUAUUAAGUUUUUUUUGACAAAAAUAAUUCCAUUUAUAAUUAGACUUUGUUUAUUAGUUUUCUCUGCUAAUUGCAUUUUAAUUUUCAUAUACAUAUGUCGUCUUUUAGGCUAAAUAUAAUUUUGUACCAGUAUGAUUUCACUUCUUAUGACAAUAAUAUAGAUAUUAAUAUUUGAUUAAAACUACUAAUACUUGGAGAUAUGUAAACUACUAUUAUCUGUUAUCUAAUCAAGUUGAUCAUUUAAUUAGAGUUACUGGUGCUGACCACGUAUUUAGUUGACAUAGGUGAUAUCAUUUAAUUAGUUUCUCUUGUACAUGUAUAUAGAUAUUUGAUUGUAUGUGCAUACAUAAAUAUGUUCCAUGAUUGAGCAAGUUUGAAAUGCCA
Folsomia candida is the source of this 2617-nucleotide messenger RNA. RefSeq names its product casein kinase 1-like protein 9. The transcript has 8 exons. Gene Ontology annotation, cellular component: nucleus; cytoplasm. Gene Ontology annotation, biological process: endocytosis; signal transduction; peptidyl-serine phosphorylation. Gene Ontology annotation, molecular function: protein serine/threonine kinase activity; ATP binding. NCBI's taxonomy places the organism in Eukaryota, Metazoa, Arthropoda, Collembola, Entomobryomorpha, Isotomidae. Bases 257 to 2083 code for a protein of 608 amino acids. The record is from RefSeq and is a predicted model, not a curated record.